AUGCAGCAGCAGCAUCGUCAGCCUGAUCUCGUGGAGGGCAGCCUUCCCGUAUUCGUUUUCCCCACAGAACUCGUCUUUUACGCAGAUGACCAGAGCUCCCACAAACAAGUGCUCACCCUCUACAACCCCUAUGAGUUUGCCCUCAAAUUUAAAGUUUUAUGCACAGCUCCAAACAAAUACAAUGUGGUGGACGCAACUGGAGCCGUCAAACCACAAUGUUGUGUCGACAUAGUGAUCCGCCACAGAGAUGUCCGCUCCUGUCACUUCGGGGUCUACGAUAAGUUCCGGCUGCAGGUGUCGGAGCAGAGCCAGAGGAAAGCGCUCGGUCGGAAGGAGGUGACCGCGACUCUACGGCCUUCCUCCGCACACGACCCGCCCACUCCCAGACCCCCCGACGAGGAGCGCAGGAAAGAGCAUUCAGCCGACUCCGAGUUUUAUGAGCAGACCUAUCAUGCAGAGCCCCGUCCUUCAGCCGGAGGUCCCAGUCUGCUGACCGUGCUGCUGGGCCUGGUCUGUAUGGCCGCCCUCAUGCUGCCGACUCUGGGCGAAAACGAGUCUUCUGUGCCUCUCUACCUCCACUUAAGUGUUAACAAGAAACUAGUAGCAGCUUACGUCCUCGGUCUUCUCACGAUGGUGAUCCUUCGCACAUGA
Knipowitschia caucasica is the source of this 651-nucleotide messenger RNA. Lineage: Eukaryota; Metazoa; Chordata; Actinopteri; Gobiiformes; Gobiidae. The record is from the annotation of a GenBank genome assembly.